Symphalangus syndactylus (siamang) is the source of this 2315-nucleotide messenger RNA. RefSeq names its product U6 snRNA biogenesis phosphodiesterase 1 (gene USB1). Gene Ontology annotation, molecular function: 3'-5'-RNA exonuclease activity. Gene Ontology annotation, biological process: U6 snRNA 3'-end processing. The record is from RefSeq and is a predicted model, not a curated record. Gene Ontology annotation, cellular component: nucleus. Lineage: Eukaryota; Metazoa; Chordata; Mammalia; Primates; Hylobatidae.
CGAAGGCUGGGGGGGUCCUGGGAGGCUGCAAGUGGCCAGAGCCGCGUGCGCAGCCGGCAGGCAGCGUGGAGUCGGUGGGCUGAAUCUUCACCACUGUCCUGCCGGGUUCCGCCCCUCCCGGCCCCGCCCCGAGGCGGUGCCAGCCCAGGUCCCGCCCCUGGGAGGGCGCUUCCGGCACAGCGGAACUCCGGGUGCCGGUUGAGGUUGAUGGUGGACCUGCUCUGGUGGUCUUGGAUGAGGCCCCAUGAGCGCGGCGCCCCUGGUGGGCUACAGCAGCAGCGGCUCCGAGGAUGAGUCCGAGGACGGGAUGCGGACCAGGCCGGGGGAUGGGAGCCACCGUCGUGGCCGGAGCCCCCUUCCCAGGCAGAGAUUUCCAGUACCUGACAGUGUGCUGAACAUGUUCCCCGGCACCGAGGAGGGGCCUGAAGAUGACAGCACAAAACACGGGGGACGGGUGCGCACCUUCCCCCACGAGCGGGGCAACUGGGCCACCCACGUCUAUGUACCAUAUGAAGCCAAGGAGGAGUUCCUGGAUCUGCUUGAUGUGUUGCUGCCCCAUGCCCAGACAUAUGUCCCCCGGCUGGUAAGGAUGGAGGCAUUCCACCUCAGCCUGUCCCAGAGCGUGGUUCUGCGCCACCACUGGAUCCUCCCCUUCGUGCAGGCUCUGAAAGCUCGUAUGACCUCCUUCCAGAGGACCUUUAUUGGGCUUGAGGUCACUUCAGGGCAUGCCCAGUUCCUGGACCUGGUUUCAGAGGUGGAUAGAGUCAUGGAGGAAUUCGACCUCACCACUUUCUACCAGGACCCUUCUUUCCACCUCAGCCUGGCCUGGUGUGUGGGUGAUGCACGUCUCCAGCUGGAGGGGCAGUGCCUGCAGGAACUACAGGCAAUCGUGGAUGGGUUUGAAGAUGCUGAGGUGCUGCUGCGCGUGCACACUGAGCAAGUCCGCUGCAAGUCUGGGAACAAGUUCUUCUCGAUGCCUUUGAAGUGAGCACCAGAGGCCUUCCUCCUCCAGGGCCCUCUGCAGACCAGGCUGAGAUGGAGGAACCUGCUAAAAUCGAUGGAGAUGCUUCUAGCCUCCCAGUAGGAGGCCCCAGCCAUGCCUUCAAGCUGGCAGGAGGUGUAGCCACUCAUCCUCCCUGAGUGCUGAUAUUCUCUCUCUCUCUCUCUUCUCCUUUCUCUCUCCUCUCCUCUCUGUCUUCCUCUCCUCUCUCUUCCUCUCCUCUCUCUCUCUUCCUCUCCUCUCUCUCUCUUCCUCUCCUCUCUCUUCCUCUCCUCUCUCUUCCUUUCUUUUCUCUCUCUUCCUCUCCUUUCUUCCUCUCCUCUCUCUUCCCCUCCUGUCUCUCUUCCCCUCCUCUGUCUCUUCCUCUCCUCUCUCUUCCUCUCCUCUCUCUCUUCCUCUCCUCUCUCUCUUCCUCUCCUCUCUCUCUUCCUCUCCUCUCUCUCUCUUCCUUUCUUCUCUCUCCUUUCUCCCUCUCCUGUCUCGGCUGUUGUGGGUUGCAGGUUGGGUGCUGCUGUGUUGUGGUCCUUCGCAGAAACUGCCAGUAGAGGGCAGCCUGGGCAUCCUAAUUCUUACUCUGGUUGUUACACAAAGGAAAUAUUGGGGUCACUGGCGAGCCCACCCACGCUGGCCAGAAUCUCCACUGUAGUCCCCCUAACAAACAGCCCUUCACUCCCUCUCCCACUUCAGCAAUUUGUAUUUUGAUGCCAUUGGCCUCAGAUCAGUGUUUUAAAUCAUCACGCCCUGGCUUAUCCCUGGUCAAGCCAGGACAUGGGGUGCUUCAGUGGGUCUGUCACCCUCUCUCCUUGAAGCAUGUCGCUUUUAUUUAUUUACUUUUACUCUCACCCUGCUCCUGUGCCAGCAGGGGCCACUUCAAGGCCAAGGUACAGGGUGAUAACUUGUGGUCCAGCAUCAGUUUUCUCCACUUCUUUCUCCCACUCACCCCCAGCAAGGUGCCUGGGGAGACUUGAGCAGAUGUUUCAUUUUGGCCUGGCCAGUGGCUGAAAGCCAGGCCUCCAAUGCACUGUGACCUCUGGCUUCCCCAGCAGCUUUCCCAGAGAGGCAGAGGGGCCUUCCACAGCCCGGGUUCUCCUGCUGCCUCCUGCCUGCUGCAGCUGCAGGCAUUCUGAGGGGCAACGUGGAGGAAGGGCCAGGGAUGCAUGGGAUUUUAAUUUUUUCAUCAAACCUUCCCCAUGGCAAAGGAACAGUCAGUCCUCUUCAGGUGUCUUCUGGAUUUCUGGUGAUGGACAGAGAAAUCUUUUUAUGUUACAGUUUUAAAUUAUGUUCAACAAAUAAAAAUGGCAUUUUUUAUUUUGGA